AUGAUGUACGCGUCUGCGCCCAACAGCUCCAGCCCCCUUGCCUCGCGGGCCCUAUCCUCGCUGCGCCAGGACAAGACGAAGCAGCCGGGGCCGCUGUUUCGCCCGCCCUGCGGCUGGCAACGGAUCUGGCGGAUCUCGCAUCAAGGCGAGGUGCUUUGGGACCGCAGGGCCCGGCACUGCCAACUCCCUGCGUCGCCAGUGCUGGGUCCAGCGGAUGCGUCCGGCGGUGCUGGCAGAUCCGGGCUGGGCCUGGGGUGUUUGCCGGCGGCGGUGCUGGCGCGGGUGAUUUUGGGCUGCGAUCUCUCGGCGCUGCUCAGCUUGUCGGCGGCCCUGCCGGCGGUGGGCCGCCAAGGGAAUGCCUCCACCCGGGAGGUGGGCGAAGCCAUGCCCUCGGGACAUCCAGCCGGCGGGCCUCGCCCUGAGCGGUGGCUGUCCUUCGCCCGCGCGUCGCUGCGCUGGGCCGACCUCUUGGCCGGGCUCCGCGGCCUGCCGAAGGCGGUGUCCGGCGCGGGCGCCAGCGCCCGUGCCCGGCGGCCGGCCGAGGACGGCGAGAGCUUUUCGGCCAGUGGCUUCAAAGCCACGGUGACGAGCGAGGCGUGCUGCGUGGCGAUGUGCGCCGACACUAAGCUGCUGGCGACGGGGCAUCAGCACGGGAUACGUCUCUGGGGCUUGCCGGGCGUGAAGAAGAUGGGCCUGCUGCAGACGCGGGGCGCCGCGGUGUCGCUGGACAUCGGCCAACGCGGCGAGCUUCUGGCCGCGGUGCUGCUCAGCGGCGACAGCUUCUGCGUCUGCGCCUGGGACCUGACGUCCUUGUGCCCCAGGGCCGCGGCUUUGUGGCAGCUCCCGGUGCCGUCCACUCCUCUGCACUUCCUAGCGGAAGGGCUGAUGGUCUCCAGCCCGCAGGGCCUGCAGCUCUUGGACUUGCAGGGCGCCGCGCGGGAGAUUCUGCCGCUCCCCGGCACCCCAAGCGCCUCCUGCCGGCUUGGCCUAGAGAGCCGCGUCCUGGCGGCGGUGGGCGCGCGCAUCUUCGCGGCCGGCGCGGCCGCGAGCUCUUCCGAUCCUGUACAGGGAAGAGUCUGUGCCUUCGCUUCCACCUCCGCCUCCGUCACCUCACUGGCGGCGUCCUCGUCGGAGGUGGCUGCCGCCACCUGCGACGGCCACAUCUUCCUCUGGCGAAGCGACGGCGUGCCGCUGGCGGAGCUAAGGGCCUUGUCCGAGCUGGACCUGGAAAACCUGUCCUGGUCCACCGCCCGAGCGGAGAACUUGAAUCCCCUGGUGUCCUCGGUGCUGGUGCUGGAGGAGGUGCUGGCCGGGGCCUUAGAUGUCGCACCGCGAGCUGCGUGGGCCUGUGGGCCUGUGGGCCUGUGGGCCCGGGGAGCGGCGAUUUGGGUUUGGCAGGUGCGACAUCCUGGGGCUGGGCCUCAGGUUUGA
Effrenium voratum is the source of this 1431-nucleotide messenger RNA. NCBI's taxonomy places the organism in Eukaryota, Dinophyceae, Suessiales, Symbiodiniaceae. The record is from the annotation of a GenBank genome assembly.